CUUAAGGCUUAAACCCAAAAUCUCUUCGAUUCUAUUUAUCUACUCUCCAAGAAACCCUACUAAUCAGUUCACUCUUCUCUUGAUUGUUCCCAAACGAUGUCGUAUCGCCCAACCGGAAACUCAAGGACCGAUGUCCGCCGGAGCCGCUACAAGGUGGCUGUCGACGCCGAGGAGGGUCGCCGGCGGCGAGAAGACACCAUGGUGGAGAUCAGGAAGAACCGAAGGGAAGAGAGCUUACAGAAGAAGCGGCGCGAGGGUCUCCAAGCACAGCAGAUUCCCGCUUCGGCACAAUCCACUGUGCUAGAGAAGAAGUUGGAACACCUACCUACGAUGGUUGCAGGUGUUUAUUCUGAUGAUAAUAGCCUUCAGCUGGAAGCAACUACUCAGUUCCGGAAGUUGCUUUCGAUUGAGCGCUGUCCGCCGAUUGAGGAGGUUAUACAGGCUGGUGUCGUUUCUCGCUUUGUUGAAUUUCUUUCGAGGGAUGAUUUCCCCCAGUUGCAGUUCGAGGCAGCUUGGGCUUUGACAAAUAUAGCUUCUGGAACAUCUGAAAACACCAAGGUGGUAAUUGAUCAUGGGGCUGUCCCCAUUUUUGUAAGGCUCCUUGCUUCACCCAGUGACGAUGUCCGUGAACAGGCAGUGUGGGCAUUAGGAAAUGUUGCUGGGGAUUCUCCCAGAUGCCGUGAUCUUGUACUCAGUCAUGGUGCUCUGCUUCCUCUGUUGGCGCAAUUGAAUGAACAUGCCAAACUUUCCAUGCUUAGGAAUGCUACCUGGACACUUUCAAACUUCUGCAGGGGCAAGCCACAGCCUCCUUUUGAUCAGGUUAAACCUGCACUUCCUGCCCUUGCUAGUCUUAUCCAUUCAAAUGAUGAAGAAGUCUUGACCGAUGCUUGUUGGGCACUUUCAUAUCUUUCUGAUGGUACAAAUGACAAAAUUCAAGCUGUAAUUGAAGCUGGUGUCUGUCCCCGGCUAGUUGAACUUUUAAUGCACCCAUCCCCUUCAGUUCUAAUUCCUGCUCUUCGUACUGUUGGAAAUAUUGUCACUGGAGAUGAUAUGCAAACUCAGGUUAUCAUCAACCAUCAAGCACUUCCUUGCCUUCUUAACCUGUUGUCUAAUAGUUAUAAAAAAAGCAUCAAGAAGGAAGCUUGUUGGACCAUAUCAAACAUCACAGCUGGUAAUAAACAGCAGAUUCAG
Arachis ipaensis is the source of this 1191-nucleotide messenger RNA. Lineage: Eukaryota; Viridiplantae; Streptophyta; Magnoliopsida; Fabales; Fabaceae. The record is from RefSeq and is a predicted model, not a curated record.